AUGGCGACAGCGCCACCCACUUUUUCCGAACCCGCAGAAGCGGUUUACGACUUUACAAACCUUUACGAUAUUUCUCACAGUUCGUUAAUUUUCGCUCAAUUUCCUAUCUCUGGCGUCGAUAUCGGGCAGUGGUACCCUAUUCUACCGCAAUCGUCUUCCCCGCUUUCUCAUGAUGAAAGAAUCUUACAAAAACAACGUCGCAACUAUCGGAAAAAUAAGAAAAAAUGGGAAAGAUAUCGUGUCAACACAUUCCUCAAACAAGAAGCUGAAUAUCAGCGUCGCGUCCAACAAGAAAAAUACGACCGUGGCUAUGCACGGGCCGUGGCUGCUAAUCUGAAACGACAAGCACACCUCCCAGAACCCAUGAUUAUUGACGAUCUGACAACGACGUUACCUGACCGAUUUUAUCAAUGGUCCGAAGAUACAGAUGCAUACUUGAACGAACCUGACUUUCUAUUGCGAAAGAAGAAAAAACGAUUGAAUUUACCUUCACCUUCAUCAACCGAUAACGAGGACGCACCCUCGGAAUUUUCCAACCAAAUUUCAAUGGAACAGGACGUCCCAUCAUAA
Molecule: messenger RNA, 570 nt
Organism: Rhizophagus irregularis DAOM 181602=DAOM 197198
Lineage: Eukaryota; Fungi; Glomeromycota; Glomeromycetes; Glomerales; Glomeraceae
Source: RefSeq, a predicted model, not a curated record